This is a messenger RNA of Cuscuta europaea, 300 nucleotides long. The record is from the annotation of a GenBank genome assembly. Lineage: Eukaryota; Viridiplantae; Streptophyta; Magnoliopsida; Solanales; Convolvulaceae.
GAAGGGGUGGCACCUCAUUGGCUGCUGGGAAGGUGACCGCUGAGGUGGCCACUGAUAUGGUGCCACGUGUAGUGACCGUUGGAGAGGAGGUCUAUAAAUACCCCUCCCCUUCCGACGCGGUAACCUCAUUUGCAAUCUGUGCCCACGAAGUGCUGCUGAAAUUUCUAGAGAGAGAGUCUCUGAGGUGUUUGUUCAAGUGUUCUUCCGUUUCUUCAAAUAUUCAAAGACUUUGUGAUGGAUCGCCGUUCGAUAAUGGUCAUAGCCAAGGCCAAGGCGGCCGAGGAGCUGGCGGCGAAGGCG